This is a messenger RNA of Calypte anna (Anna's hummingbird), 6187 nucleotides long. Its product is annotated as CBP80/20-dependent translation initiation factor. Bases 217 to 2094 code for a protein of 625 amino acids. Gene Ontology annotation, biological process: regulation of translational initiation. Lineage: Eukaryota; Metazoa; Chordata; Aves; Apodiformes; Trochilidae. The record is from RefSeq and is a predicted model, not a curated record. Gene Ontology annotation, molecular function: RNA binding; protein binding; translation activator activity. The transcript has 13 exons. Gene Ontology annotation, cellular component: cytosol.
GGGCCGUCCCUCCGCCGGAGCCCGGUGUGUCCUCCCGGGCGGGCGGUUCCCCUUGUGUGUGUGUUUCCGUGUGUGUUUCCCUCCCCCUUCACCCUCCUCCUCCUCCUCCCUGUCUCCCCUCACGUCAGAGCGGCGUCCAUGAGCCUCUCGGCGGGGGUCUGACAGCACCCGGCUCGGCAGCGCGGCCCCCUCUGUUCUCAGCAUCUCCCUGAAGGGAUGGAGAACUCAUCGGUGGCAUCGGCCUCCUCAGAGGCAGGGAGCAGCCGCUCUCAGGAGAUCGAGGAGCUGGAACGUUUCAUUGACAGCUAUGUCCUGGAGUACCAGGUCCAGGGGCUCCUGACAGAUAAAACAGAAGGGGAUGGAGAGAGUGAGAAGACACAGUCCCAUGUCUCCCAGUGGACAGCGGAUUGUAGCGAGCAGCUCGAUGGCAACUGUUCCCCAUCCCGAGAGAAGGGCUCAUCAGCUCAUGAACACAAUCAGGGAGAGUGCGAUCACAGCAGCAGUGGGAACACAGGAUCCCAGCUGGGGUCAGGUUCCAGGUGUGGGUCUGGAUCCAGGUCUGGCAGGCAUGGGAGAAGCAGCCAGUUCAGGCACUCAUCCAAGAAUGGCAACAAGGAGACCUCCCUUGACAUGCUGGGCACGGACAUCUGGGCUGCCAACACCUUUGAGUCCUUCAGUGGUGCGACGUGGGACCUGCAGCCUGAAAAAUUGGAUUUCACCCAGUUUCACAGGAAGCCCCGAAACACCUCCAAACAUCCACUGCCUCACGUAGACAGAGAAGGGCUUGGAAAAGGGAAAUAUGAGGAUGGUGAUGGCAUCAACUUGAACGACAUAGAGAAAGUCCUUCCAGUUUGGCAGGGUUACCACCCGUUGUCUCAUGAAGCUGAAAUUGCACACACCAAAAAACUCUUCAGAAGGAGGAGAAAUGACCGGAGGAGACAACAAAGACUUCCUGGUGGGAACAAGCCUCAGCAGCACGCAGAUCAUCAGCAAGGUGGCACCAAACACAACAGGGACCACCAGAAAGUCUACCAAGGAGGCCAAGCCCCUCACUCCUCAGGUAGGACGGGCCACCAUGGCUACAGCCAGAACCGAAGAUGGCACCACAACCAGAAACACUCCUCCAAUGACAAAGAAACUCACAGAAAUGUCAAAGAGACUGAGAAUUUGAAAAUUGAGGACACCGCCAUCUGCACAGUGCACAUUCCCAUGGAGACUCCCCAAGGGCAGGAAGCUGUGGAGAAGCAGUCCCAGCAGUACCUCCAGGAGUCGGAGACCAAGAGGAAAGACAUUAUUCAUGGAGAGAGGCCCAAGAUCAAUUUGCUUCAGUCUUCCAAAGACAGGCUGAAGAGGAGACUAAAAGAAAAGGACGAAAUCACGGUGGAAACCACCAAUCCUGAAAAGAACAAAAUGGACAAAUUAAUUGAAAUCCUCAACAGCAUGAGGAACAACAGCAGUGAUGUUGACUCCAAACUCACUACCUUCAUGGAGGAGGCCCAGAACUCUACCAACUCUGAGGAGAUGCUGGGGGAGAUAGUCAAAACCAUCUAUCAGAAAGCAGUGACGGACCGCAGUUUUGCUUCCAUGGCAGCCAAGCUCUGUGACAAAAUGGCCCUUUUCAUGGUGGAAGGCACCAAAUUCCGGAGUCUGCUCCUCAACAUGUUGCAGAAGGAUUUCACCAUGCGGGAGGAGUUGCAGCAGCGGGACGUGGAGCGCUGGUUGGGGUUCAUCACCUUCCUCUGUGAAGUCUUUGGCACCAUGAGGAGCAGCACUGGUGAACCCUUCCGAGUUCUCGUCUGCCCCAUUUAUACCUGCCUCAGGGAGUUGCUGCAAUCUCAGGAUGUGAAGGAAGACGCUGUGCUUUGCUGCUCCAUGGAGCUGCAGAGCACUGGCCGACUGCUGGAGGAGCAGCUGCCUGAGAUGAUGACAGAGCUGUUGGCGAUAGCACGUGACAAGAUGCUGUGUCCUUCCGAGUCCAUGCUGACAAGGUCCCUGCUCCUGGAGGUCAUCGAGCUGCACGCCAACAACUGGAACCCCCUGACUCCCACCAUCACUCAGUACUACAACAAGACCAUCCAAAAACUGACAGCUUGAUGGGGCAGGGCAAGGUGGGGUGGGAAGGGAUGAGAAGGCGCUCACCUUGAUGGGAUCUGGCAAGAGCUUCAAGCCCCCAGCAGACCAAAUCCCAGCAUGCUCGAGAAUCUGUUUGUGGGGUGGGGAGGGAGAAGCAUGUUUCUUUUUCCAGCCACGUUGCCAAGUGCCACCCCUCUUCCCCACCAUGGUUUUGGGGUGUCUCUUAUUUUAUUGUUGUUUUUUUUUUUAACUCGUUGCUCCAGCAAGCAGCAUCGCAUCCCACUGGGUUAUUGUUUGGCUUUAAAAGAAGUCAAAGAAUUUGGGGGGGGAGGUUUAAAAAAAAACAAAACAAAAAAUCAAACAGGAAAAAAAAAAGCAAACAACAGAACAAACAACAAAAAAACCUGAAUACAAGUGGGGGUUAGUAUUGUUUUCACUCCAUUCUCCUGCCAUGCCCCGGCCAACAGGCAGCAGAUGUCUUGGGAGGACAAAGCCAGACACACACCACACCAAGCACUCAUAAUUGGUGGCUUUGUUGAGCAUUCAGGUUUUUUUUUUCCACCCCCUCCUCUUGUCUUUGACUUUCCAUGUCCCCCCAGCCCUUGGAUGGGAGAGUGGGAUGACUUUUCUUAUUUGCACUGGGUUUUCAUUUCUCUCGAGCCUUGGUGGGUUUUCUUCUUAAGAAAAGCUUGAGGAUGAGGAACAUGAUGCCUUCCCACCAGCUGGCUUCUGGGUUCACAUGAAGAUGCUGAAGCAGGAGUAUUUUAAAGGAGUCCACUGCAGAAGCCUCCAUCAUCUUGCCAGUAACCUCCUUGAUGGGUUGAGAAAUGUGUCUUCUGAGCUGGGAGCUCUAUGGCUCUUGCUGCUCAAGUCACUGUUAUCCCUCAACCACUAUAACCCAUUUAUUUUAUUUUUUUAAUGAUUUCUUCUUUUGUUGUUGUUUCCAUUGAAGGAGUGCUUUAUUGUAAUUACUGUCAUGGUUGUAAUUAUACAAUUAAAUCCAGGCCCCUUAAAGUUGGGCCUAAUAAUGUAGAGGAUGAGGGAGAAAUGAAGGUUUGAUGUUUUUCCUUGGAAUAUGGGAAAGAGAAGACAAGGUGUGAACAGCAAAAACAAGGAGGAAGGGGAAAAAAAAAAAAGGAGAGGAAAAAAUGGGAAAAGCCAAAAAUAGAAGUUUUGAGCCUGGCUUCCAACUAGUUGAAUUUUGCUACUCAGUGUUUCUAAGUGUGAGGUGCACCAGAGCCCCUCUGUCCUGUGGUUGGUGACACUGUGUCCUCAAGGAAUGGGUGACACUUUCAGAGGGGCAGAUUUUGCUUGGGCAUCCCUGUGUUGCUCUGUUUUGGAGCAUCCAGAGGGAGAAGAUGGUUGUGGGGAAUGAUGUUGAGAUGCCACUUGGGUGAGGAAAUGCCUGGAGGAUGAGGAGGUGGGACAGAGGGACACACCACACCCCAAAUCAUGACCAAGACUUGGUGGUCUCUUCAUUUACUUGUUUAAUAAUGCUUUUACCCACUAAAUCACUUCUGGUGCUUUUACAGACCCUGCCUGGGUCUCAACUCAGCAGCUCAAACCCAUUUUUUCAAGAAAAACAUUGAGUUUCUGGUGGCUUGUAGAGAAGAGCUGUUUCACCUCAACCUCUUUGGAUGUGCAGUAUGUUCUCGGAUGCCUUAUGAAUGUGUUGGUCUGUCUGUGAUGAGGAAGAAGCUUUCACUGCAAAAUUUCAAAGGGCAGAAAUUUUCAGCAGAAAAUAUGUUGCAGGAGAUGAGAAUCCUGAUGCUGCAGUUCAAGUUCUCCUUCCUCCAUGGAGGUGUUCACAGCCAGGUUGGAGCAACCUGGUCUAGUAGAAGGUGUCCCUGCCAUGGUUGGAACAAGAUGAUCUUUAAGGUCUCUUCCAACCCAAACCAUUCUCUCCAUAUUAUUUUGAGUUUUCAUCCAGUUGGCUGCUGAUAUGGAUUUGAAUCUUCACAUGGAGCAAGAGGAGCAAGCUGGAACCAGGAGCCACAAUUUUCCUGUCUACCCAGCAAGCAGCAAAAUUAUUCCUGGAUACAUUGGACCUGUCUGGAGAAAUGAAUUCCAGCUUUGUGGAUUGGAGCCCAGGAGCUUCGUGCAGUGACAGCACCUUGGGUUAAGUCAGCUUCGUUAGGAGCAAGGAGGUUUGAUAGUAAUGAUGAGCAGCUGAACUUGAUCAAGGUGGCAAAGCCCAGCAGUAUUUUGAGGCUUGGGGUUGCGCCCAUUGCUCUUGGCUUUUCCUGCUCCCUGGGUUCUCAAGAAGAGGAGAAGAAGGAGAUUUAAUGUGUGGCACACGCGAGCUCAGCGUCAGUCUGGGAGAAGACCUGAAAAUCAGUUUUAUCUUGAUUUUAAAGAACAGAAAAGUCCUAUAACAGGGACACAAUUAUGGGUUGGGGUGCCAGGGGUCCUGCCAGCAGCAAUCCAGACCACUGCUCUAGCCCCUGCAGCUUCUCCCUUCCCCCAGAAUUUGCUCUCGGGAUAUAGCGAAAGAAGACACAAAUAAUAAAUGAAAAAGAAGACAUAAAAGAGAAAACCCAUAAAGACAUAAAAGAAGACAUAAAAGAGAAAACUGGGCAUUUUGCUUCUAAAAUUCAGAAUUUUCACCCAGCAGGGGAUCAGGAGCCAUUCAGAAGCAAAGUGUAAGUCUUGUGGCAGUAUUUCUGCUUAAACUUUUCCCUGCUAGCCAUGAGGGUUUAUUCAGUUUUCCCACUUAGAUGCAAUCUUGCAAGCCCCCAACAAUAGGGUUUGGCCCUUCCAACACCAGGAUUCCUCCCACUGAAGGACUUUUAUGUGAAAUCCAUUGGGGUUUUUUAAUGUCUUGCCAUCUGUAUCCACUAUUAACGUACGUUCAUCCAACUUGGCUACAUCAGUCACUCCGUUCAGACACAAGAAGCAAAACAUUGACCAAAAAUGGGGUUCUUUUUCCCAAAAAUUACAUGCUGCCCCGGGUAUCUUCCCAAAGACCAUCCGUAGGAAGCCAGUGAGCAUGUGACAUCAAUAACCAUGUUGGGAAAAGAGGUACCAUGAGGUCAUUUGAUGGAGCAGGAUGGGAAUCAGCAUUGAGUUUUUGGGAUUCCUGGUGAAAGCACCUAAGGAUGUCAUUGAGUAUUUUCUUCUUUUUUUGGUGGUUUGUUUUGGAUUUUUGGCGGGGUUUUAUUUGUUUGUUUUCUUUAGAAACAGUCACCAAAGAGUGUUAAUUCUACAACAUUAAUUUUAGAAGGUGUGAAGCCACCAGCUAUGCCUCCCUGAACCAUCCAGAUUCCUUCUUGGCUGCUCAAUAAACAUAUCCACUUGGGGUUUUAAUACAUUUUUUUUCCGGUAAGGCUUCAUCAGCCAAGGGGAAAAACAACCUCCUCAAGCCAAAUAUGUGUGGGGCCAAACCUUGGGCUAGCCUAAAGGCAAGUGGCUUGAAGGAUCUGCAGAGGAAUGAUGAUCUGCCCCACCGCCAUGCUGGCCCACCCUUUGGAUGCAGAGUGGGUUUGCUGACUCCCCAGCGUCUACUUCACCUCGUUCCUGGUGAAAUUCUUUCCAAACUGAAGAGAUUUGGGGUUGGUUUGUUUUUUUGCUACCCACAAAGUGACUUGCUUCCUUUCCCCAUGAGGGAUUUCACCCCCGUUUUGGAGAAAUCUCCUGUAUGUGGAAGUGAAAUGAAAAUGGGGGGAGAGGUGGAAAAAAGGGAAAAUGAAGUAAUUUGCUUCAUUCCCCUUUUCCCCCAAAUGAGAUUAAUUAGUAUCUAUUCUUGGCAUGAUUGAUGGCUUUGAAGGCAAACUUGUCAGAAUAACUUAUGAUUUAUUUUCAUUCUUAUUUUUCUACCAUCCUUCACUCGGAAGUCUCUCAAAAUCUUAAAUAUAUUAUUUUAAAUUUUUAUUAUUAUUAUAAUUUUUUUUUCACUGCUGGGUAUUUUAUGGCUCUACACUAACCUUGCUCUUGGUGUUAGCUAUUAGCCAGUCACAGUGAUACUCUCAGUAUUUUUUAUUUUGCAGGAGAAACAACACAGAGGGUUGCAAAGCCCACUGUGGAUAGCCAAGGGAGCUGUGGUGUCCUGCAGAAGUUAACACUAUAGCAUCUCAUUAUUAUCUUUUUUUUUUAACCUGUUUAUUUGCAUUUGAAA